GCUCGAUUCGCUCGCAGCGAACCCAUUGUCAGUCGGUCGUCGGCGGUCGUGUGGUGCGUGUCUUGUUUCUAUCUUCUCUCACUUGCUCGCUCACAUACACACACUCUCUCUCUCUCUCUCUCCCCGCUCGUGAGCUCUCAUUCACUGUUCUCCGGCAUUCAGCAGCUGUUGCGCCUCCCGAGUUCCUUCCGGCGAAGAGUCUCCACCCCCGAGAGGGACCGCCCGGGAGUACCGGAUUUCUUCUCGCCAACUCGACGCGGCAAUCCCCCGCGACUACGUGUCGUCGACGAGACUCUUUCUCUCGUAGGGUUGAGCGGUGUGCGCGAAUCUUCGCACGGUUAUCCGUAAACGUCGUCCGACGUGUCGUCGUCGAUCUGCGCGAACCUGAGCGAAAGAGACGACGGAGAAGAGUGGAAUGGACGAAAGUGCGAGUAGAGCGGAGUGCUCGUGGUUCCACUUGGCGGAUCUUCCUCUCUCGGUCCUCUCUUUCUCUUCCUCUUUCGCUCUCUAUUUCUCUCUCUCUGUCUUCGAGGACGACGCGACUCGUCGUCGUUGAUGCCGUGCCGGGCCGGGAGAGAAUGCGGAUUCGAGCGUCGCGACAACCGCGACGACGACUCGGGAAGCAGCAGCUCAGCCACGACGGACCUCGAGAACGUUUCUCGCGAGUGCCCACGGGACCGUCCUGCGGACUGUUGUGCUCGCGCGUGAGAGUGCGUGCCGUCGCUACUGACUGCAGAUUUCGUCGGCCACGGCGGAAUCCACGUUCUUUUCUGCCAGCCCGCUAGUCCUAUGAAUUUUCAGUGGGGAUGAAGCGCGUGUCGCGAGGGCGAGAGGAAGCGGACGCGGAGCAUUACCGAGCCCCAUCCUCGCUAAUGGAACGCCCUCGUCGAGAGUGCCACCACCUCGCGCGGGCUGGGCAGUGCGGAUCACCGAGGCGACUCAUACCCCAACGUCAAGCCAGCGUCCAUCGGUCCCAGGUACACCACCGACGGCCGUCGAACAAUGGGCUAGCGAGCGGGCGGCACCGGUUUGGACGGGUCGUGCCUCAUCAUCAUCAUUAUCAUCAUCACCGUCGUUAUCAACAACCGGAGCAACGCCGGUGUCAAACGCACAGCUCGCGUUCAUCGGCGGCGCAGCGGACCGAGGAGAAAUCCGCGGACCACCAGCUAACACCGCUGGUAUUAUCCGUCUCGACGAGCAUCGUCGGGAGGAGAGGGAGGAGCUGGAGGCGACGAAGAAGGUGGAGCAUCGAGCGCAGCAGCAGUGUCGUCAGGAUCACUGGCAGCAGCAGCGUCCGGAGACGCCUAGCCUAGCAGCAGCGGGCCGUCUUGAACUGAGAGGUCGGCCGAUGUCGCGUAACGAUGCGAUACCGCCGCUCACGCGGCGCCCUUCCUCGCGAGCGAGCAAUGCCACCACCACCUCCGGCAGCACCACCGGCGGCGGUGGUGACGAUUGCGGCACCGGCGAGGACGCGGACCAUCACCCGCGCCAUCAUCCCGUCUUCGUCGAGGAGUGCGCGCACGAUCACAGCCGGCCGUUCCCGCCGCCGCGGCUGCCGUCCGGGCCGCCGCCACCCCCGCCGCUCCAGUCGAACGUGACGGUGCCCGGGACGCCGCCGCCGACCUCCCGAAUAGCGCCCCUCACCAUGCCCCUAACUCCGUUGUCGAGUUCCUUCCGGAGCAGGCCGGCCCUGCGUCGCCCGCAGCACGUGGAGACGUCGAGCGACGCGAAUUCCAGGAGCCUGCUGGCGUUGGACGCUACCACCGCGGCGGCGACGACCACGACGACGGCUACCACCACCACCACUGCUACUACCACUACUACUACGACGUCGUCGUCGUCGUCGUCGUCCUCGCCCAGGAGUCCGCUCGGCGAAGUGAGCUUAGCCACGCCGCGACCGGACGGCGAGCGGACCAUCAACGAGUACGUCGAGACGCCGUUCAAGCAUCCGUGCUGCAACCAGGAACGGCGCCUCGAUGCCGACAACAAGUCCGUCGGCGACUGUCCGAAGAUCGAGAGGAGGCACCAUCACAACCACCAUCACCUCAACCAUCACCACCACCACCACCACCACCUCCGGGGCCACGAAGGCGCGACGGACACGACGUUGGUGCCGACGCAUCGGUCGCGGGGCCGCGGCGCGAGGACUCACCACCAGGGUCUGCGUGGCUUCACCACCGGCGCCACCACCACCGGCGUCUCCUCCAUCGCCACGUCGCCGGCGACGACGACGGCGGCGGCCGGCGGCGCGGUCACGAAGCAACCGGUCUCCUUCACGAAGGAGCCCGCGAACGCGUUGGGGGGCGCGCGGACGCCCUACGAUCCGGCCGGUCUGUCGAUCAUAUGCGACUUCUGCGACAAGUGCCGGUGCGAGUCGUGCCGCGAGCCGCCGCCCUUGCCGAGCAGGUGGCUGUGCGACAACACGUGCCUCUGCUCGGCCGAGACCGUGCUGGACUACGCCUCCUGCCUGUGCUGCGUGAAGGGCCUCUUCUAUCACUGCGUGGACGGCGGCGGCGUCGCCAGCGGCGUCGACGGCGAGGAGGUGGCCGCCAGUUGCUCGGACGAGCCGUGCUCGUGCGCCGGCCACCGCCGGCUCUCCAGGUGGGCCUGCCUGGGCGCCCUGACGCUCAUCAUGCCCUGCCUGCUGUGCUACUGGCCGUUCAAGGGCUGCGUCAGCCUCUGCGAGGCGUGCUACGCGCGUCACGCCGCCCAGGGCUGCCGUUGCAACCCGAGCGCCAUCGGCUCCGCCGGCGGCAGGCAUCACCCGAUCGCCGGCGACAUCGGGGACUCCAGGGAUCCGGAGAAGAGGCUGUUGGACCCGGUCACGCCGGAACUCUGAGUGCCGACCCCGGCUUCCGGCGAGUUGCGCGUGAGAGCCUGAGAGAGAACACUGGGACUCUAGGUGGUGAGCUCCGUCGUCGGAUGCGCUC
Molecule: messenger RNA, 2930 nt
Organism: Dinoponera quadriceps
Lineage: Eukaryota; Metazoa; Arthropoda; Insecta; Hymenoptera; Formicidae
Gene: sty
Product: protein sprouty-like
Exons: 2
Coding region: 1349-2839 (496 amino acids)
Biological process (GO): animal organ development; multicellular organism development; negative regulation of Ras protein signal transduction
Cellular component (GO): cytosol; membrane
Source: RefSeq, a predicted model, not a curated record